AUGAAAGGGAAGGGCCAGGCUGCAGUGAACGAUAUGGUACAAAAGACUAACCUAGCUUUUAGCCCAGCUGUUAUGAGUUGUCCUCUACCUAGCAAAUUCAAGAUGCCAACUCUUGAGAGCUUCGAUGGGACGCGGGACCCUCUCGACCAUUUGGAGACCUACAAAGCUCUUAUGUAUUUGCAAGCCGUACCGGACGAGAUUAUGUGCAGGGCUUUCCCUACCACACUCAAGGGUUGGGCUCGUCUCUGGUUCAAUAAAUUAAAGCCAGGCUCCAUUGAAAACUUUGAAAAGUUGAGCAAACAAUUCAUAGGACACUUCAUCACUGGGCAGAAGCACAGGAGACCAGCAACACAUUUACUUAAUGUGAAGCAGCAGAAGGGAGAGUCCCUUCGUGAUUACAUAAGUCGUUUUAACACUGAAAUGCUGCAAGUUGAAGAGGUGGACGACAAGGUUGCCCUCACAGCCUUUAUGGGAGGAUUACAGACUUCUAAGUUCCUAUUUUCCUUAUCAAAGGAAGCCCCUACAAGCAUGACAGAGUUGAUGGUUAGAGCGCGGAAGCACAUGAACGCUGACGAUGCUAUGAAUGCACGAAAAAACAAAGAUGGUGAAGAUAAGAGGUCGGAUAAGAAGAGGCCAGCACCUAACACUAGGGAGGAAAGGGAAUUGAAGUGCAAGAAAUUCUCAAACAACCAGGCUGACAGAACGUUUCGCUGCCCAGCGAGCCCAGGUAGGUAUAAUAACUAUACCCCCCUAAAUACAUCUGUAGAGCAAGUCUUUCUGCAGAUUCAAGAUGACGCAUCAUUGAAAUGGCCACCAAAGCUAAAAACUGAUCCAACAAAGAGGUCUCGAGAUAAAUACUAUAGGUUUCACCGGGACCAUGGACAUAACACAGAUGAUUGUUUCGACCUCAAAAACCAGAUUGAGAACCUUGUUCGUAAAGGUCGUUUACGCAAAUUCACAACUAGAAAUGGAAAAGGAGGCUCUAACCCAGCCCGGGAGGGCUGA
Cornus florida is the source of this 1005-nucleotide messenger RNA. RefSeq lists its product as uncharacterized. NCBI's taxonomy places the organism in Eukaryota, Viridiplantae, Streptophyta, Magnoliopsida, Cornales, Cornaceae. The transcript has a single exon. The coding region runs from base 1 to 1005 and encodes 334 amino acids. The record is from RefSeq and is a predicted model, not a curated record.